GCGCAGUAAUCUUCAUCCUUCAUAAGUUUCUUCCAGGCAUUAGUAAAUGUUGUGUGUUUCAUUUCUCUCCAGGCCUCAUACAUGUUAUAAAUAGCAGCUCUUAUGUUGUAGUUUUUUAUGUUAGCCAACGUUCUCUUGCCUCUAGUAUCCUCAACUGCACCAUCCUCUGUCUCCAGCACAACCAACACGUCAUCCAGCCUGAGUGUUUCUUGCCUCACCUGUCACAGCCAGAUUGCGGAUGCCAUGGCGCCUGCGGAAGCGCCAGAGCCACCCAUCACUGGCCUUGAACUCAAUACCCAUGUGGGCAGCAAGCUUAGCAGCACUAGCGGCCAACUCCACUCCCCUCACUUCCACCCCACAUGCACGCUCCUGGGUAUGCCACUUGUACACUGCCAAAUCAAGUUCAACACAUUUCAGGUCUUUCAUAUGCUUUCUAGUUGCAUCACCCUUUCCCGACACAGCAAAUUUAACUGCAUAAUUUUCUAACUUUCUUCUAGCUUUUUUUUAUGUCCGAAACUGUCUGUUUUUUCACCCCAUACAGCUCGCAGACUUGGGCAACACUCAUUCCUCCAUCUAUUUUACGUAAAAGUUCCAGUUUUUGCGACACAGAAAGGUGCACAGGUUUAGCUGUACGCUUGGUUACUUUCUUUGGUGGGUUUUUGGGUGGCAUCGUUGUGAAGAAGAGGUGUAUCCAUGACAAGCACGUAAGCACAACACUCGUGUGACGCGGCAGACUUGUUUACAGUCCAGUACUAGACGUGUAUGUCCGCCCGCGCUGCCAUCUAUAGUGCCCGAUUUGCGAACUUUGUCUGGCGCGGUAGUUUGAAAUCGACUU
Molecule: messenger RNA, 835 nt
Organism: Portunus trituberculatus (swimming crab)
Lineage: Eukaryota; Metazoa; Arthropoda; Malacostraca; Decapoda; Portunidae
Exons: 3
Coding region: 118-486 (122 amino acids)
Source: RefSeq, a predicted model, not a curated record